Penaeus vannamei (Pacific white shrimp) is the source of this 954-nucleotide messenger RNA. Its product is annotated as zinc metalloproteinase nas-4-like. Gene Ontology annotation, molecular function: zinc ion binding; metalloendopeptidase activity. Lineage: Eukaryota; Metazoa; Arthropoda; Malacostraca; Decapoda; Penaeidae. The record is from RefSeq and is a predicted model, not a curated record. Gene Ontology annotation, biological process: proteolysis.
GGUUGUGCUCCAAGAUGGCGAGGUUCACUUUCAUAUUCAUCUUCCUUCUCAGCGUGUCAAGCAGUCGCGGUAUUGAUAUAGAGAGAGCAGAGUUCCUGUCCGGAAUAGCCGUGGCGAGGUGGAAUCCUGACCUAGACGUCAACCCCGAGGAGCUAGGAAUCUACCAAGAGGGUGACCUCAGGGACGACCCGCGGAUCCUCCUCGACAACAGGAACGUCAUCGCUAACCCGAAGCGCGCCUGGCCGGACGCGCGGGUGCCGUACGAGAUACAUCCUGAUUUUUCAAAAAGAGAGCGGAGAAUUAUUCUGCAAGCUAUGUACGUCAUCACAUCUCACACCUGUGUCAAGUUUGUAAAGCGAACAACAGAGAAGGGAUACCUUUCCAUUGGCAGAAAUGCUACAGGUUGCUGGAGUCACAUAGGAUACCUUGGAGGUCGCCAGUGGUUAAACUACCAGGAUCGCUGUCUGUGGAGAUUUGGCACCGUGGUUCAUGAACUGUUCCACACAUUAGGCCUCUUCCAUGAACAAAGUAGGCCAGAUCGGGAUACCUUUGUUAUGGUCAAAUGGGACAACAUUAAAUCAGGUUAUCACCAUAACUUCAUUCGGCUUGGAAACAAAAAGGCAACAACUCUUGGGGUGGAUUAUAACUAUGCCUCAGUGAUGCACUACUCGCCAAAAGCCUUCUCUAAAAAUAAGAAAAAGCUAACCAUUGUCCCUAAAAAGAACUACAAUAAAAACAUCAAGCUGAUGGGCCAACGAAAGGGACCUGCCCUUACAGACCUGGAGAAAAUAAACAAACUUUACGAAUGCAAAGACACUGAAGAGGAGAGUUAGGUUGGAUGCACAACCACAGUGAACGACACACAUGGUAAUAAUAUAAUUUUGUCGGAAUAUUAAGUAUUCUGUUUUUAGUAUGCUUUUGAGUUAUUCAAAUAUCAGUAGACAAAAAAUUAUA